Messenger RNA from Trichobilharzia szidati, 1541 nucleotides. Lineage: Eukaryota; Metazoa; Platyhelminthes; Trematoda; Strigeidida; Schistosomatidae. The record is from the annotation of a GenBank genome assembly.
AUUUACUUUAGUGGUAACUGAAAUACAGCAUCCACUCCUGCUGCAAUUUUAGAGGGUAGCAUGACCUACACGACGUUUUCAAAGUUGGGUGACUCAAGGUCACUUACGUAGUCAGUGUUUACGUUGCCAACAUUGACGCAUUUAUAUGACGUAAUGAAUAAAUGUUCAAUAUAUAAUCUUUAGAAUAUAAAAAUGUUUCCCAAUGAAGGUACAAAUAAAUCUACUCAAUGGAUAGCAUGCGAUAAGGUUGUUGUUCGUGAUCAAAAUCGUCGGCCUUUAUUACUUACCUCAUCCAAACCAAUAGCAUUUCAUUCAAAACCUAUUGUGUCUGUUAUCCCCACACAACCUGUCCAAUUAACUCAGUCGCAUAAACUGUCACAUAAUCCUGUAGAGAAAGUGGACAAAGAAGUUCAAACAGAUAAUGAUUAUAGCAUUGAUACAAGUAUCAUGUCCCACAUUGAAGACAUGAUACGAACACAACGGGGUUUAUCAUCAAUUAAUCGUAAUACUUCUCGUCUCUCUUUUAAUGAAGAUAAUAAUAAUGAUAAGGAUUCACUUAAGAAAGCAUUGGAAUUACAACAAAAAAUUAAUGCUGAUUUAAAGCAUCUAUUAGUAUCUGCUCUUUCUGGUAAUUUGAAUGUAGCACAACAAUUAAUGGAUUUAAUAAAAAGUAAUGCUAAUCUAUACGGACAAAGUGAAGGUUUAUCACAUCAAAAAGCAGUGCUAGAAGAGUUAGCCGAUACAGCUGAAAUUGCUGCUGAUGUUUGGCAAACCAAAUGUUUAGCAAGUCGUUUAGUGGCAAGUGAAGCUGUAAAACAAGCCAAUUUAUCGAUUCAUCAAGCACAUUUAGCUCGACAAGCUUUAGCACAUCUUCUUGGUGAACGUGCACAAAUUCGUCGAUAUUUAAGUCAAACUAUACCAUUAUUAACUCAUUUCUGUCAGAAAAAUAAUAUGAAAUUGUAUAAAUCAACUGAUCAAACUUGUGAUACACUGAAUUUAACUUCAUUAUGCUUUGAUUUAGCAUCAAUAAUAUCACCAAAUAUCAAUGUUAAACCAAUUUAUUGUAAUUCAGAUACACUCGGUGAAGAGUUAGCACAAUAUGUUUUAACACGAAAUGAUAGUGGAACAAAGAAGUACAACAGAAUGCCUUUUAUGCCGUCAAAUGUAUCUGAUACUUCAACAGCUGUUUUAUCUACAAUACCUCCUUUAGAAUUGACUGACACUGAUGAUUUACUUCAAAAAGCCCUUAACACAUUUCAGUCUACUAAACGAGAUGCUGUGAAUGAUGUACAAUUAUUCGCUUGUCGUAAAUGUGUUGGCAAUGUUCUGGUUGUAUGAAUUUAUCAAUGUUGUAUAUUUAUUGAUUUGAUACCACUAGUAAUCAUUUUUUUUCCUUAUUAAUAAUAUGACUAUUUUGCUAAAAUAAUAUAUCCGAAAUAAAUGAUACCACAUUGACUUAGUGUAUUGAGUAUCAGCUGUGUAAUGCAUCUGUAUUUCUUGUAGGUGAGAUAAUUGCUAAUAAGCUCAGGGCCUAAAACUUC